UUCAAUCCUCACUGCGCGCCGUUAGUAGAUCAGAUAGCACUUUUUUUUGCUGGUGGUAUCAAGUUUGCACACGUUUUAAGACACACAAACCUUUAGUAAAUCACGCCUGUGGGAACGAGCCGUUGUGGCGGCGCCUGGUGGACAGAGGGAAUCAUUCUCUCCUGCCUCGGCAGUGAAAGCUGCGGAUCCGGACCUGCGGACGGACGCUGCUCCCUCUCGGUGGACGAGCUGCUGUCGGCUUUCUUCGUUCAUCUUCGUGGAUUAAUUUUGAUGAAAACCUGCGGAUUUCAUCUCGCCUCAGCUGAGGAUACCUGCGCUUUACGGAGCGAGCUCACAGUCUGACACACACACUCUCCAGCUCCUCCAUCAAUUUUAUUCACUACCUGAACAAUCAGCGGCUCCAACAUGGCCGGCUCCCCGGGAACUGGAGGCUCCAACCCCCGCAAGUUCAGCGAGAAGAUCGCGCUGCACAACCAGAAACAGGCGGAGGAAACCCGGGCCUUUGAGCAGCUGAUGACCGACCUCACCGUGUCCAGGGUUCAGUUCCAGAAGAUCCAACAGCUUCGUCUUACUCAGUCGAGGGCGCCGUACUAUGGAGGCUCUCUGCCCAAUGUGAACCAGAUCAGCAACAGCAGCAGUGACUUUCAGGGUGAAUUUCCUUCAGGACUGGACUCAGUCAGAGGCACACGUCACCACGGGCUGGUCGAGAGAGUUCACCGGGACCGAAACCGCAUCAACUCCCCCCACCGCCGACCAAUCGACAAGCACGGCCGCCAGAUGGAGAGCUCUCCAUAUGGAGCGGUGUACCUGUCCCCUCCUCUGGACAACAACUGGAGAAGGGAGCAGCAGGCGUGGACGGAGGACAAACGGCCUGCUGGGUUUAGAUUAAUUUCACAACUUAACAGAACAAACUCGGACUCAGCUCUUCAUACAAGUGUUAUGAAUCCAAACCCUCAGGACCCGUUUGGUAUGAAUCAGCAGAUGAGCAGAGCCCCUCCCCAACGCAACGCAAGUGUGAACGAGGCGGAGGUGGACGGCUCUGGAAACAUCUUCUCCUUCCCCCCCCUCGCUAAUGAGGAGAGUCUGAUGGGAGUCAAACCUCUUCCAAUGCAACUGUGGGAGGCCAAGAAGGUCCAGUCUCUGGCCUCCAGGCCUAAAUCCUGUGAAGUGCCUGGGAUCAGUGUAUAUUCGUCUCCAGAUCAGAGCCCCGGUUUUUCUCACUUUCAGGGUUUGUUGAACUCAGGCGGCUCUCUGCCUGACCUCACAAAUCUUCACUUCCCCUCCCCACUCUCUACGCCGCUCGACACCGAUGACCACGCAGGGUUCCCUAACCUGAGUGGGGGCAGCAGCACUGGAAACCUGCCGGCCGCUAUGAUGCACCUGGGCAUCAGCAACACACAGGGUCUGUCCUUGUCUCUCAGUAAUCCAUCCAUUCAGGCGUCUCUGAACACCUGUCAGCUGCAGUCGUCUCUGAGUAAUCCUUCCAUCAACUCUUCUCUACGACUGUCCAACAACUCCCCCCGAAGGCGUCCAGCUCCAAUAAGCCCCCUCACUCUGUCGCCUGGCAACGACCAGCGUAGAGGACUGUCCAAGCAGCUGUCCCCCACCAUGUCUCCUGCUCUGUCCCCCAUCACACAGGGAGUUGCUCUGGAUACUUGCAAUAUGCUGAGGGAGCCGCCACCACCCUACCCACUCUACCAACAGUCCCAGCAUGCCAUUGACCAGAGCCGACAACACCAGCACCAACAGCAGCAGCAACAUCAGCAACAACAUCAGCAACAUCAACAACAACAAGAACAACAUCAACAACAACAACAGCAACAUCAACAACAACAGCAGCAACAUCGACAACAACAUCAACAACACAAACCUGUUUCCCCCCUCCAGAGUGGAUCGCUGGACUUCAACACAGGCCAAAACAUGUCGACGCUCUUUAACGACGCCUUCAUCGACCCCCAGUUCACCAAUCGCAGCAAGACCCUCCCUUACCAGUUGGACCAGUUCAGUCUGCUGGAGAACUCGUUGAGCUCGUCAGCGGGGAGUUCAGGCUUCAACCCCCCCUCCUCCUCCUCACUGCUCUUUUACUCCCAGGCCGCCCUGUCAGAGUUGGGGGGCAGCCAUGGCAGCCUGCAGGAGCCCCAGAACAUGAGGUCCAACAUGCUGUACUCCAACUACAGUGGAGGACUGCCCAACAUCAUCCUCACAGAUGAUUCAAACCAGACUCUGUCCAAGGACAUCAGCACCGCGCUCUCUGCUGUUCCUCAAUGUUUCGACUCUGAGGGGGGCUUUCGAUUGGAGGAUGAGCUGCACAUAGAGCCUCUCAGCCUGGACGGUCUGAGCAUGCUCAGUGACCCUGACAUGGUGCUCCCUGACCCAUCUGUGGAGGAUUCUUUCCGUAGCGACAGACUGUGAACACGCACACACAAAAAAAGUUUAAUCUGAACAGACUUUACCGACAUGAAUCCACAGUCAAUGUGAGCACAUUUACCUGGGAACAACACACACACACACACACACACACACACACACACACACACACACACACACACACACACACACACACACACACACACACACACACACACACACAUUAACAUGUGACAUGUGAACACGUGUUUUUGAAAACCCGGAUCAGGAUGGACGAUCUAGCGAGGAUUCCUCCGACCUCUCUCACCGACUGCACCCUGAAGCCAUGGUAACCCUAUCGCCAUGGAAACAUGCACUUCCUGGUUUUGUACUUUGAAAGACAUGUUUGUGCUCAGAGACGUUUUCUGUUCCUUCUGGAAACUUGUGACUUUUUUCUUCUUCAGGUGAAUAAAGGCAGCAAGCUGCGGAUACUUGAGGCUCUGAAACAAUCGUGGGAGAAAUGAAGACUUUGGAUCUCCUGUUCAAAAUGUUUUUAUUGACAGAUUUAUAAACGAACACUAUGAAACACUGAUUCAAAUGUAUUUUUAAAAGAGAAACAAAAAGGGCAAAGUGUUUACGAUUUUAUAAAAUAUUACUAAAGACUCUAAGAACUAAAAGAUGGAGCCGAGUGGUCGAGAAGACGGGCAAGCUCUGUGCUGCUGUGCGCCCAGUUUGUAUCUAAUGUUUGUACCUGACUUCUGUAACCGCCAAAACACACACACACACACACACACACACACACACACACACACACACACACACACACACACAUACACAUACACAUACACAUACACAUACACAUACACAUACAGACACACACACACACACACACACACACACACACACACACACACAGUGAUCAUGUGGACUUCAUGUGACGUUGUAUUUAACUUGUUUUGCACUAAUUGUUCCUCAUGAGAUAUUUUUACACAUGGUCAGUUUUUUAUCCCAAAGAUCAGAACUAAUUAAAAAUGGAUUAUUCUUAGAUCAGCUGAUAAUUUUAAAAAAAUAUUUACAGCUGAUUCUGUACUAACUUGGACUCUCUGGGAAUAGAGCGCCCCCUAGUGACCAUGGAAAUCAAUUCAGAGAUUUUCUCCUUUUAACCCUGAAGCAUUUAUUAAACUAUGCAAAGGUGUUUCGUAUUCAGUGAACCCUGUGGAUCAGGUUAAACUUCACAUCAUGUAGUAUACCCCCUGACCCCCCCCCCCCCCCCAACUCUGAACACUUUGUGUGUUUUUCAUAAUGUGGGGGUCAAAUGAGCUAAAAGCCCGAUAUGACAUGAGUCCAGUGUCCACAUAUAGACGGGUUUGUGCUCCUGCAGGAAUAAAAACAUUGAAAGAGGUUUGUAUUUGAUGUGAGAUCUGCACUGUGUGGACGAUUGUGAUGAAGAGGGCUGUUGGUUAUGAUGUUUUAUAAGAAGUAUAUUCAGUUUGACUUAUUACACAUUUUUACUCUUGUUAUUAACAUGAUGGAGCCGCUUUGCAUUUUAACUCUGUAAAUUUAUAAUCCUGCUGCCGUCUGCUGCCUUACUUCAUUUUAUUAUUCCAGCAGUUUUCACUUCCUGUUUUAGCAUUUGUCUUCUUUUCUUUCUGUUUCAUUGUUGUUGUUUUUUUGUUGUCUUACUCUUUAGUUUCAUAUUAAAAUGCACAUGUCAUGUUAUUUAAAGAAUAUUUUUGUCCACUAGUGUUGCUAUUUUUUUUAAUGUAAUUUGAGUUUGUUUAAUCCCACAUUUAAAACAUAUUUGGUCUGUAACAGAAGUCAUAGUGGUAAUCAUUCUGGUUUGAUAUAAACAAUAAACUUUAAGUCUGAA
Messenger RNA from Labrus mixtus (cuckoo wrasse), 4216 nucleotides. RefSeq names its product CREB regulated transcription coactivator 3 (gene crtc3). Gene Ontology annotation, cellular component: cytoplasm; nucleus. The record is from RefSeq and is a predicted model, not a curated record. Bases 406 to 2412 code for a protein of 668 amino acids. Gene Ontology annotation, biological process: protein homotetramerization; positive regulation of transcription by RNA polymerase II. NCBI's taxonomy places the organism in Eukaryota, Metazoa, Chordata, Actinopteri, Labriformes, Labridae. Gene Ontology annotation, molecular function: cAMP response element binding protein binding. The transcript has 16 exons.